AUGCCGGCAACACGUGAAAACGAUGCCAAAGGCGCAAAAGAUGCUGCGGACGACGAAGAAGAGGACUACAUGUCCAUGACGAUUGUGGAACCGCAAGAGAAAGAGACGUUUACGCAGCGGAAGCUUCGACAGCAAAGAGAGGCAGAAGCUAGAGCCAGAGUCCCGUCGAAAGCCGAACGCGCAGCCGAGGAAGCUGCCCGUCGCGAAAAUGCGCUCUCCUCGAGCGUCCUCGACCCGUCGAACAAGGGCUUCAAGAUGAUGGCUAAGCUGGGGUUCAAGCCGGGAGACCGUCUUGGGAAACAGACAUAUGACGAUUCUUCGUCUCAAGGAGAUUUAUCAGCGACCGCCAGUGACUGGGUUCAAUCCCGUGCGGAACCGUUGCGCCUGGUCGUGAAGGAAGAUCGGGCGGGAAUUGGACUGGAUGGCGAGAGGAAGCGCAAGUUUAGAGAAGAAGCCGAGCAAGUGGCCAAGAAGACGAAGGCAGAAGAGGGAGAGUACAGAGAGCGGAUGAGGCUGGAGCGCGAAGAACGAAGAACGGAAGCACAGGUCCGCGCGGCGCAGCAGGUCGCAGAGAAACUGGAUGCAGAGGCGGAAGAGGAGAAUGACAAGGUGGAAGAGACGGAAGGCAGCCGGGAUACUGACCCCAAUGCUGGAGAGAAGCCAUCUGCCAAAAGACCCAAGAUCAAACCAACAUCGAAAAUCAACGUUCUUUAUCGCGGCCUUGUCCGAGAACGUGAGGAGAGGGAACGUGCUUUACGGAGUCGACAGGCUUUGGAGAACUCAUUACCAUCGUCAUUCUUUCCAAAUCCACGGUUGCCAGGCUAUGAAGAUGCCACUCUCGAUCGUGACGACAAGCGCGCUAUCGGGCUCGAUCCACAGGACACCUCGUUUGUCGAGCAGGAACUCGAAGAAGAGGAUCCGGAAUUGGACGAGUUCAACGCCCUAGACGCGAAGGAGCGGCUUCGGAGGCUGGUGAUGUACCUGCGCGAGAAGCACCGGUAUUGCUUCUGGUGCAAAUACCGCUACGAGACGGACGACCUGGAGGGCUGUCCUGGAGUGACAGAGGAGGAUCAUGAUUAG
Rasamsonia emersonii CBS 393.64 is the source of this 1080-nucleotide messenger RNA. Its product is annotated as G-patch domain protein. The record is from RefSeq and is a predicted model, not a curated record. The coding region runs from base 1 to 1080 and encodes 359 amino acids. Gene Ontology annotation, cellular component: kinetochore. The transcript has 2 exons. Gene Ontology annotation, molecular function: nucleic acid binding. NCBI's taxonomy places the organism in Eukaryota, Fungi, Ascomycota, Eurotiomycetes, Eurotiales, Trichocomaceae.